Molecule: messenger RNA, 2130 nt
Organism: Aspergillus puulaauensis
Lineage: Eukaryota; Fungi; Ascomycota; Eurotiomycetes; Eurotiales; Aspergillaceae
Gene: arg2
Product: acetyl-CoA:L-glutamate N-acetyltransferase
Exons: 3
Coding region: 1-2130 (709 amino acids)
Biological process (GO): L-arginine biosynthetic process
Cellular component (GO): mitochondrial matrix
Molecular function (GO): L-glutamate N-acetyltransferase activity, acting on acetyl-CoA as donor; arginine binding
Source: RefSeq, a predicted model, not a curated record
AUGAGCUCGAGGGCGCUCCCGUGGUCGCGGGUCACGCAGUCGCCUCUCAAGCGGCAUCCGACCGUUUUGAAUGGCAGUGAUGAUGCUUAUUCGGCGACCGCUCGUCGGUGCUACUCUUCGUCAUGCGAUCGCAGAGUCAUCCAUAGCGCCGCCUUCUCCUCCACCAGCCGAAGUUAUGAUCGCCUGGGCCGUCGGGCGAAGGAGAAGUUGCUCGAUCGGGAAUUCUUCAUGAGCUUGCUGAACUCGGCAUCCACAAAACGUGAAGCGAAAUCAUACCUCGCCCGCCUCAAGGCGGAGCACCAGGCGAAGUCCCAAAAGAAGCCGCCGAGAAAACCGAUAGAACAAAACGUCACCGAGUCACUACCUUCCGGAGUCAACCUGGGGAAUUUCUAUGGCGCGUCGAGAACAGUGUAUCAAAGCCCUGUUUUCAGACAGGAUUCAACCCCGACACCAAACCGGCAGGAGAUGCCAGAGCGACUGCACCUGGCGUUGGUUAAGAUAAAGACACCGCAGCUCCUAGAUGACUUCACUUUGAAUGGAGUGGCCAAGACGCUUUCGCAGAUCAAUCGGCUGGGUAUGGCCUGUUGUGUGGUGGUCGAUCCCGGGUCGGAUGGUGAUGUCCAUACACUGCGAAAAAUCGCUACGGAACAGGUGGGCCGCAUUGCGACAGCAGUCGAUGCUCAGCCGGAUUCGAAGUCCUCUCAUCUAGAUUCAGUCUUAUCCUUCUCAGCGAAAACACCAGAUACACCAACUAUUUCGUCUCGAAAGCAACUGCUCGGUCCGUUGCGCGAUGGUCAUAUCUUAAUCGUCGCACCCAUCGCUUACACGGAGGAUAUUCCAAAGGCUGUGAUAAUCCCUGCCAAUGAUGCCGUUCUUGCCUUGACGAAGGAACUUGCAGGCCUGGCUUUGGCCCCGGAUCCUGACGAGGACCCGUUAAUUACGGCCGACAAAAUCUGCACCUUACAAAAGGAAGUCUCUUUAGAUCGAGUUAUUCUGUUAGAUCCGCUGGGCGGCGUUCCAGCUUUCAGAGGACCCCAAACAUCUCACGCUUUCAUCAAUAUGGAUCAGGAGUUCGACAAUAUCAAGAACGAGUUGCUCCAGGUCCGCGAGCCGACUACUGGAAACCAGGGCGCGAAUAUGGUUGCUGAUUCUAUUACGGAAAGCAACCCAUUUUCGAAAUUUGCCAGCUCUGAGAUAGGCUCUGCGCCCUCGAAGCAAGCGCUGUUGCCUGCUGGCGUCGGUGAACUCACGAUCGAUGGUCACUUGGAUAAUUUGAGGCUUUCACAACAAACACUGGCCAUGCUUCCCUCUGCCUCAUCUGGUAUAAUCACUUCUCCGGGUGAGGUUGCAAAUUCCGCACGUUCCCCUGAAGUAAUCCAUUCCGAGCUGUCAGUCGGUACACGACGACAGAGAAACCCUCUUAUCCACAACCUUCUUACGGACAAGCCUCUUCUUUCAUCCUCUUUACCUUUGAGCCGGCGAGCGCGUGGCUCGCUUAACCUCCCAGCGCCUCCUACGACAUUUGUCAAGCGAGGCAUGCCCGUCAGCCUUAUCCCAAACCCACACGUGCAGAUGUGGACGGCCCAAACACGCCCAAACAUGACCUUGGAAGAUCCUACAAUUGAUCUUCCCCGGCUGGUACAUUUGAUUGAGGACUCUUUCAACCGAAAACUCGACGUGAAGGACUACCUUAAUAGAGUAAAUGGCCGACUAGCCGGUUUAAUCAUCGCCGGCGAAUAUGAAGGUGGUGCGAUCCUGACCUGGGAACUACCUCCCGGCGUGGAAGAUGACGGGAGUGAGGCUAGUACGGCCAGGAUGGUGCCAUAUCUCGACAAGUUUGCCGUUCUCAAACGCAGUCAGGGCGCCGGUGGCGUUGCAGACGUUGUGUUCAAUGCCAUGGUGCGGACAUGUUUUCCCAACGGAGUAUGUUGGCGUAGCCGCAAGGACAACCCGGUGAACAAGUGGUACUUUGAGCGGUCAUUGGGAACAUGGAAGCUCGCCGAUACCAAUUGGACUAUGUUCUGGACGACCCCUGAUCUUCCUGACAAGCCGCAGAUGUUUCGGGACUACGAGGCAGUUUGUCGAAGUAUUCAGCCCAGCUGGGCAGAUGACACAGGAGUCAUCGAUUAA